Molecule: messenger RNA, 443 nt
Organism: Prunus avium (sweet cherry)
Lineage: Eukaryota; Viridiplantae; Streptophyta; Magnoliopsida; Rosales; Rosaceae
Source: RefSeq, a predicted model, not a curated record
GCUUCAAUGUGGAGACAAUAGAGUACAAAAAUAUUACUUUCACUGUUUGGGAUGUUGGAGGGCAAGAUAAGAUAAGGCCUUUGUGGAGACAUUACUUUCAGAAUACUCAAGGCCUUAUAUUUGUUGUGGACAGCAAUGAUAGAGAGAGAAUCGCAGAAGCUCGAAGCGAGCUUCAUCACAUUUUAAGUGAGAGUGAACUUAGCAAUGCAACACUCCUGGUACUUGCUAAUAAGCAAGACCUUCCAAAUGCUAUGUGUGCUUCUGAGGUUGCCGAUAAACUUGCCUUACACUUGCUUGGUCUACGUUACUGGUACAUCCAAAGCACUUCUGCCACCUCUGGACAAGGACUCUAUGAAGGUCUUGAUUGGCUAUCUAAUAAUAUUAUCACUGACAAGACAUGAUGUAAAAGACUUCUAUAAGAUUCAAACCAGUCACUUUCAAUC